Molecule: messenger RNA, 1796 nt
Organism: Colletotrichum phormii
Lineage: Eukaryota; Fungi; Ascomycota; Sordariomycetes; Glomerellales; Glomerellaceae
Exons: 6
Coding region: 124-1509 (461 amino acids)
Source: RefSeq, a predicted model, not a curated record
GUCCUUGUCCGGCCGAAGCGACGACCCAGACCCAGAAGCCAAGCGGCCUCCUUCAACUCACAGCAUUCGCGCUUCUUCUUCAGACACGAGGGGCUGACAGGCACGCAGCAGCCUCCUCCACUCAUGAUUGCUCAUCCGACAAUUCUUCACAUUCCUCCGCCUCCUCCUCCGCCAGUUCCGGUUCCCCUCUCAAUGCCGAUGCCGAUGCCGAUGCCAUUCCCACCACCUCAACCGAUAUACCCAUAUCCGAUGGCUUAUCAGACGAACCAAUACCAUUCGAUGCAGGCGCAAGCACUUGGACACUCUCAAGGACCCUCUGUAGCUCCAAGGUUCCCGAUCAACACCCAGUACCAACAGCAACCGCAGCCUUAUCCUCAGGCCCAGCAACAAACUCACUAUCCAUGGAGUCAGAUGCCUGGCCUUCAGCAGCGCUCUCCACAGCCACCGCGAAGAAGACCAUCACUUGCACGAAGACUCUUCGGUCUGUUCAACAACCCAGUCGGUAGGGCGUCAACCAUUGCCAGCUCCGACUCGGACUCAACUCGAGCACCAUCAAUAAGGAGCAGUCGCCAUACGCGGACUUCAUCCAUUGCCACACAGCCGUCUCCUGUAGCGCGACCCAAGGGGGAUGCAACGCAUGGAGCAGACGCAACGAGACCAGUUGAGGUGUCUCCCACGGUGGCCACUGUCCAGAGUGAUGACUACAUCGCUCCUGCGACUAUGCGGGAUGAGUCUCCUGAACGCCGCCAGCCAAAUUCAGCUUCGUCAGUCCCAGUCAACUUGGGUAGCAAAGUUCAAGAUGAGGCGCGAGGGAAGGUCACUGCUAUCGAGUCUCCGGCCAAAGAACAAGACAAGGCUGAGCCUGACAAUGCAAAGGCAAAUCCGACUUGGAAGCCGAUCUGCGAAGACGCCGAGACCGCUAGAACCUACCAUCCUCGACCUAUCGUCAAGCCCCUUAAAAGUGCCCUGAAGAACGGAAGGAAAGCCGCUGCAGGCGCUAGACCAAGCAACAUGAAGAACGACCAGAAGCUCUUAUCCAAAGAGGAUCCAAGUGCUCAAACGGACUUCGCGUCUAGUCGUAUGAUCACUUCGUCUAUGGACGCAGAAGCCAGCUCGAGAAAGGGCAAAGAAGAGGAACAGCAGGGAAGCUCUGUCGAUAAACGCAGCCCUAAUAGAGACGCAGUCCGCGAGGUCAGACGUGAUUAUCCAGACGUCUUGGGUAUGCCCAAGAAUGCUGUUGAGACGACGAAGAAGCCAGUAUCGGCUCCUUCAAGCAGCCCAGUCAGAACAACAGAGAAGAAGCAAGACCAGAGCUCGAGCCCCAACCAACACUUGCGGGGAUCCUCGAGCAGAACUGAAGAACUUCGAUUCGAUGUGUCUGGCUCUGAUGUCACGGAGACCAGCGGCUCGCUUAGCGACUACUCGCCGCCCCCGUCUCCUCCGAGACCAAUCCACCAGGGCGGCGGCAAGAAGAGCGUACUAGGCUACGAUGACAGACGCGGCGACUGAGUGGUCACCACGAAUCGGUGGCGGAGAGGAGCGACUGAUGCACGAGAAUGAUUCUUUUUGGAAUCAAGAUGAAACAAGAUUCGGACCAUACGAAGCAUCGUAAUCCCCAGACAGGCGACCUACUGUCUAGUGGUUGGGGGCGUUUUUGGUCCUGACAAGAUAGGUGGAAAAGCAUGUGUAUUUGGUCAUUCGGGUCACCAAAGCUUUUUUGAACCGAUUGAGAUAGGUAUUGGGGUCAGGAAUAAGGGUUCAGAUGUGCUACAAGGAUGUAGAAUGAUACAGACAAG